Dovyalis caffra is the source of this 2658-nucleotide messenger RNA. The record is from the annotation of a GenBank genome assembly. Lineage: Eukaryota; Viridiplantae; Streptophyta; Magnoliopsida; Malpighiales; Salicaceae.
AUGGGAGGAUUUUUGCACCUUUUUGACUUUAAUCAAGACAGCAUGGCCAGGAAAAUUCUUGCUCAUAAGCGACCUGUUGAUGGACUGGAAGCUCCCCGAAAUAGCUUGGAGCUGCAAGUAGAAUCUUCUCAGAGCUGCUGUGCUGCAGGAGAUGCACUGGACUCUUAUGAGGUCGAAGAAAACUGGUCUCAAAAGAAUUGUUAUCCGAUCGAGGCUUCAAUGAAGAGGUUGAUUAAUGAGGAAAUUUCCCAGCAAUCUAAUGCAAAGAAAAAUGCACCAAGCAUUGUCGCCCGACUGAUGGGAGUGGAAAUGUUGCCAUUAGAAACCAAAUCUGCAGUUCAGACAAUUGAUAAUAAGAAAGCAAGCAUAGAAAAAACCAAGUUCUCAAACAGGGAGAAGAAUGAAAGUAGGUCAGCUGCUCAUUUGUCUUCCAACUCAAAUUCUUACGGGCAGAUGGAACUUGAUUCACUUUAUGAUGGUAAAGAGCGAGAUGCUGAUAGAUGGAGUAAAGGUCAAAAGUUAGGAAAACCGACCCCUCGAGAACAUCCUCAAGAGGAGGAACUGCAAAAGUUUAAAAAAGAAUUUGAAGCAUGGCAAGCUUCCAGGUUUAAGGAAUGUUCCGAGGUAGUUGAACAUGACAGCACACCUGCUCAGUUACUUGCUCAAGAAAACAUCAGUAAGAAAAAACUGUUACUUGAUGUAGAUUCCAGGAUACCAGCAGGUGAGAAGCAUGCAGAACUUAAGGGUCUUACAUUGAAAGCAAGGUCACAUGAAAGAAGUGGAUUACGAUAUCCUAGACAUGAAAUGGAACUAUUGCCAGCUGAACAGAAGGAUUAUUUUUCCGCAAGAAGCAGAACUGUAAGUAGAAACAUUGAGCACUCCUUGAUAAAUGAUGAUGAGAAACUGGAUAAUUCUUCUCCUCCCACACGGAUAGUGAUCUUGAAGCCCGGUCCUGAUAGGAUUUGUGACUACGAUGAGACCUGGACUAGUUCUUCAGGCACUUUUGAUGACGGAGGUAGUAUAGAGGAUUUCCUUGAGGAGGUAAAAGAACGGCUGAAACGUGAAUUGCAAGGGAAAACCCAAAGAAGGAGUUCUGUGGUCAGAGGAAGUGGGAUUGAAACCCCCUUUAGUGAAAGGCCAUCGGAUCCAAAACAAAUUGCUCAGCAUAUAGCAAAGCAGGUCAGGGAUAGUGUUACUCGGGACCUUGGGAUGAAUUUGCUUCGAUCAGAAUCAACCAGAUCGUAUAGAAGUGAAAUUCAGUUUAAUGAACCAGGUUCUCCCGAUUUCAUCAACAGAGAUACUAGAAGAUUCUUGUCAGAGAGAUUGAGGAAUGUUCUAAGGAGGGAAACACAUCUAGAUGAUCCCGUAGUUAUCAGUGGAAUUUCUGGAUCAUCUCUAUCGGAAGAUGAAAAGGCAAGACUAAAGCAAGUGGGAGAUUCAUUGAAAGCUGGAAACGAGCCGAACUAUUGGGAAAUCAUGAAAGAUGAACAUGAAAUGCAAACUAGAUCUUUCAGGCAUGGAGAUGAAAAUGGAGCACUUCACCGCGAAUUGUCUCCUAGGAACCUAAUUAGGUCUUUGUCAGCUCCUGUGUCAGGAACAUCAUUUGGAAAGCUUCUCCUUGAGGACCGGCACAUUUUAACCGGUGCCCAUAUCAGGAGGAAGCACGAAUCCCUUGAAAAUGUGACCUUGGAGUUGAAGAAACGGAAGAAAGAAAGAUUCAACAUCAAAGAAAAAGUUUCCAAUUUUAGAUACAGUUUCACUCUUCGGGGUAGGCUGUUUGGCAAGAAGAUUCAAUCAAUGAUGGAAUCACAAAAUGCUGAACAGGAGCUUGUACAGGAUAUCAUGAAUGGGCCAACAGAAAACUCGACUGAGGUGCCUCCAAGCCCUGCAUCUGUGUGCAGUAGUGCUCAAGAAGAGUUCUGGAGGGCAACAGAUUAUCUCAGCCCACUAUCGACCCCUGAUAUCACUAUGGGAGAAGAUGAUGCCGUGCCACAAGUUUUUAAAGAGAUCAGCUCUAAUCUGAAUGAGCUGCGACGGCAACUAAAUCAACUUGGGUCCAUUAAACCUGAAGAGACAACAAUUGAACAUGGAAGGAAUGAGUUCAUACUAGAUGCUUUAGAGGACAAAGCAGAAGCUUACAUAAGAGAUUUGCUUAUUGCUUCUGGUUUGUAUGAUGGAUCAUCCGAUAAAUGUUUUUCGAGAUGGGACCCACUUGCAAAGCCUAUCAGCAAUUCAGUGUUUGAAGAAGUAGAAAAAUCUUCUAAAAAAUUGUUGCUCACGGAUAACGGAACUACUGCAAGGGAUGACAAUGAGAAGAAGGCAGAUCACAGAAUGUUAUUUGAUUUGUUGAAUGAAGCACUUUCAACUAUACUAGGGCCACCAGUGAUCAUGUCUAGAUUCAGAAGAAAGGUCAUCGGUUGGUCCAUGCAGCCACGUUUACAUGGAAGGAAAUUAUUGGAUUCUGUGUGGGAGAUUGUCUCUGAGUAUUUAUACCCUUUCAACGACAAAUCCCCUUACUCUCUAGAUAAUAUGGUGAGCAAGUAUCUAGGAUCCACUCCUUGGUCUGGCUUGAUAGACGAUGAGGUCAAUGAUUUCGGAAAAGAGAUAGAAUGUCUGAUUAUGGAAGAUCUUAUUGAGGAACUCUUUAAGGAUUUGUGA